AAAACCUUGUGACUUGUGAACCAUAUCAACUUCCAUUGGAUAUUAUUAUCCAAUCCCAUUUAUGUACCAACACCAAACAAACUCUUCCACAACUCCAUUCUCAACACAAAUAUUCAAACUCAACAUAAUUGCAAGAUAAAAAUGCAAUCAUUAACUUCCUUUCUAGCUUUCUUCAUUUUCCUAACAUCAUUAUCACACCCUUCCCAUUCAAACACAGUCCCUUCAUAUCCCACUCCAACUCAAUCCCCAAUAUGCAAACUAGACCUCUCCAACGAACUCUUUGGCGGCGUAAACGUCGCUUGCGGCAACAACCUCGACCGAAGCCGCUGUUGUCCCGUCCUCGCUGCUUGGCUCUUCGCUGCUCACGCGCGAAGAGCCUUAGAGAUUUCCCCUCCACAGUCCGAAAAUUCCAUCGACCUUCCGAGAAUGCCGGAUGAUUCUCAGAAGUGUGUUAACUCACUCCAAGACUCGCUUCGAAACAGAAACAUUAUAAUACCCACACCAAAUGCUAGCUGUGAUGCUGUUUUAUGUUUUUGUGGAAUCAGGCUUCAUCAGAUAAGCUCAUUAAAUUGUCCAACAGCUUUUAAUGUUUCGGAUUUUACCACGGUUCGUAAUGUGUCUGGUUCUCAUAAAGCUCCUCCUACUGCUGCGGUUCGUGAAUUGGAGAAGAAUUGCCGUAACUCUUCUUACGCUGGUUGCACCAAUUGUCUUGCUACAUUGCAAAAGUUAAAAGUGCACAAGAAAGAGAGCAAGGAAAGUGACCGGGAGAGGAAGAUGUUCAACCGGGACUGUCAACUGAUGGCACUAACAUGGCUGUUGGGGAAGAACAAGACGUUGUAUAUACCAACAGUUUCAGCGGUUUUACGUGCUAUAAUGUACAGUGCUCAUCCACACGAUAUAAUGUGUAGUCCAGACCAAGAGAACAUGCCUUUAGCCGUUGAUUCGAUGCAAUUCGAUCACGCGAGUAGCAGUGAGACACAAUCUUGGCCGUUCAUCAAGUUGUUCUGGAGUAUGAUUGUUGUUAUGAUUGGGGUUGUGAUGUGAUUGCAUGGGUCUGUGUGUUAGUCACGUGAAACUAUAUUAUUGGAAAAAUGUAUAUGCAAAGAGACAAAGAGGUACGUUUCAGUUGUCUAUUUUUGAUAGAUGAUCGAAUAAUGCAACUUUGGAGCAAACAAAAAGAAGAGACAAUGCAACAAGUUAGACAAAUGACAACAUGUCACGGGCCUCAAAUCUCCUAUCAUCACUUGUGUAUAUGUUUGCUUAUUACUUUUCGGAUACCACAAAUGUUUGUUGUAUUUGAUCAUCCACGUUGAUUAAAAUUAUAUUUGUGAUGCAUAUUUUUAAUUAGAAGUUUGUUAUAUCAAAAUUCUGAAAAAAGAACUUUGACCAAGCUAUAGCUCGGCUUAGGAUCUGUAUGGUUUAAAUGAGAGCGAG
Molecule: messenger RNA, 1434 nt
Organism: Vicia villosa (hairy vetch)
Lineage: Eukaryota; Viridiplantae; Streptophyta; Magnoliopsida; Fabales; Fabaceae
Exons: 2
Coding region: 142-1044 (300 amino acids)
Source: RefSeq, a predicted model, not a curated record